Messenger RNA from Apodemus sylvaticus (European woodmouse), 1639 nucleotides. It is a transcript of the gene Polr3g, whose product is annotated as RNA polymerase III subunit G. NCBI's taxonomy places the organism in Eukaryota, Metazoa, Chordata, Mammalia, Rodentia, Muridae. Gene Ontology annotation, biological process: cell population proliferation; transcription by RNA polymerase III. The coding region runs from base 148 to 819 and encodes 223 amino acids. Gene Ontology annotation, cellular component: RNA polymerase III complex. The record is from RefSeq and is a predicted model, not a curated record. The transcript has 8 exons.
CGGUGUUGUGCGCGCUGCUCGGGAGGUAGAAUCUGCGGCUUCUUGCUGGCGGGGCUGCCUGCUUUCCUGCCAUCUUUGCUGCACCGUGUGUCCAAGCCUCGAGACUUGGCUAGCAGCAUCUGUCCACUGCUGCUGUAGUGCCUUCCGAUGGCUGGCAAUAAAGGAAGAGGCCGUGCUGCCUAUACCUUUAAUAUCGAAGCUGUUGGGUUCAGCAGAGGGGAGAAGUUACCUGACGUUGUGUUGAAGCCUCCACCGCUGUUUCCUGAUACAGAUUACAAGCCAGUGCCCCUGAAAACCGGAGAAGAUGAAGAAUACAUGCUGGCCUUGAAGCAGGAGCUGAGGGAGACGGUGAAACGAUUGCCGUACUUUAUCGACACACCGGAAGAGAAACAAGAUGAUAUUGAAAGGUAUAGCAGACGAUACAUGAAGGUCUAUAAAGAAGAGUGGGUACCAGAUUGGAGAAGACUUCCAAGAGAGAUGAUGCCAAGGAAAAAAUGCAAGAAAGGGGAUCCAAAAUCCAAACCGGCCAAAGCUGCAGGCAAGGAUACCUCACUCAUUAAUUCUGCAGAUGUGUUGAAAAAGAUUGAGGAACUGGAAAAGAGAGGCGAGGGUGAAAAAUCAGAUGAAGAGAACGAAGAGAAAGAAGGAAGCAAAGACAAAGACAAAGAUGAUGAGGAAGACGGCGAAGAGGAUGCAGAACAGGAGGAGUACGAUGAAGAAGAGCAAGAAGAGGAGAAUGACUACAUUAACUCGUACUUCGACAACGGGGAUGAUUUUGGUGUAGACAGCGAUGACAACAUGGACGAGGCCACCUACUAGCUGUGGAAAGCCCGGGUGUUUGGCAGAUUCAGUUUCCAGCAUUUGGAUCCACUUUAUUCUGGAGAAGGAUUAAGUCCGUAUUUUCUGUUGUCCAGUGUUCCUUAGCCAGCUCUUCAGAAGAACUUUGUGCUUACACCCCGUGACCUCACUCCUUCCCGAGGCCACGCCUGAUUACGCCUUGUGGUUGUGUGGUCCUCAGACUUUUGUUUGAUCUGGAUUUGAAUGUUUCUAAAGAGUUUUAGUAUCACUGUGUAUUCACAGUUAAAAAAUUCACGCUGGCUCAUCUGCUGACCUUAGGUAAAAACUGUUACUAGUCAUCAUGGCUUUCUAUUAAUACUGCACAUGGGGCACUUUAAAAACAAACCGUACCACGAUUUCUCUUACCUGGUACAUUCUGUUUUAUCAUGGUGCGACCUCAUAAAUGUACCUGCGUUCUUAACAGUACAGACUUAGAGUUGUGCUGAUAGGAAACAGGCUGUGAGCCAACACCAGUAACCUGGAUGAAAUCCAUUUCAGUUUACUUCUCAGCACAACAAACACUUUCACAUAGGUGGAAGGUUGUCAGUGCUUGGCCUUGGGGCUAACUCCAAGCCUUCCUGUGUACAGUGUGUGAAUUAAUGACCCCACUGUAAUAAGUCUGACACUUUCAACUUGUUGGGCUUACGGGUGUGUGUGUGUGUGUGUGUGUGUGUGUGUGUGUGUGUGUGUGUGUGUGUAAAAAACCCUGAGACAUACCGCUUAAUCCUGGACUUCAUACAACUGGAAACAAGUCCUGGUUGUAUAAACCUCAUGAUAGAAUGGUGUGUGUGUGUGUGUGUGU